UUUUCUUUAUGUUUCUUUAUGCCUAGACACCAGCAUUUCUGGGAAAUCACGAAAGUAUUACGUCAAGCCUGGGCAAGUCUCCAUAAAGCACUUGCAAUUUCACUAGAAUCAGAGUGUUUCACUUUGAUAUCUUCCAGUCAGUAGGCUAAAUCUUCGUCAGCGUGUAGCAUGCAAAUAGGCCACUAAAUUGAGUCAAUAGCUUUAUUCACUCGGUCUAUUUGACUGUAGAUUAUAGGAGGAGCAAUGUGAAAUAUAAUAUAACAUUAAUAUAGAUAUUCCAAUUCAUACCGAGAACGAAAUUGAUAUUCUAAAGUGAAAAGGGAAGUAGCCUAGAACAGAAAGCGUGACUUGAGUUUCUGUUAAUGGUCUGCGAAAAUACACAGUACUCGGAAUCUUGGAAUUUACCUCCACACUCACAGCUGAAAGAUGGUGAAGAUGAACCCACUGUUUAUGAUCCUCCUCCUCUCCACAUCCUUAGAGCUGGUCAGUGGAGGCUGUUCGUCAUGUGACGCUCCUCCAUCUCCAUGUAAGUUGUGUGUCCAACGUCCUGUUUAUGUCCGGGAGGGAGAAAUGGCAGUGCUGCAGUGCCCGCUGCGGACCACCAGGGCAGGGCACAGGGAGGGGAACCUGACCCUGGCAUGGCGCAACCACUCUGGGCCUGGGGAGCUGCAGGAGCCUGUGGUGUGGAGGUCUGAAGAUACUCUCAUCAUCUUGAGGGUCUCCCCCAACGAACAGGGGUCCUACUCCUGCUCACUGCUCAAUGCCAGUGGCCAGCCCCUGAGGACAGCGUGGUUUAACAUCACAGUGUUCUCUGGCCAGUGCUACACAGACAUGGAUGUGUAUCCAUCAACUUGCUAUCUGGGAGAGUCCUGCGGAAAGUAUACAUGCACGUCGGACCACAGCAUCCCACAAAACUUCACCAAACUGAAAUAUACGUGGUACAAGAACUGUGACACAGAGUUACGCUCUGACUUUGGCGAUGGAUACCUGGAAAGUGCUACUGAGAGUGACAGUGGUUACUAUACCUGCACUUCAUACUAUACAUACAACUCAAACCUCCAUGAUGGACAGGUGUUUACCUUGUCCAAAACCAUGGAGCGGACAAUUAAACAAGGAAGUUCCCAUUUAAAGCCAAAGAUCAUUAGCCCUCAGGAUGGGGAGUUUAUUGAAGUACAUAUGGGAUCCACUGUGGUGGUGGUCUGCAGGGCUGUCCUGUCCUCUGAAUUUGACUCCUUCCACUGGAUGGAAAACAUAUCUUUUGUGGAGGAGAACAUGGAGGCCCUACCAGUGUUUUACAAUACUUCACAAGAGAAUGGCCAUCACCUGGUAUCGCUGGUGAUCAGGCAGGUGUCCGAGGAGCAGCUGAGGAACAGAUACACCUGUAAAUUGGAGACUCCAUCUGGGACCUCCAACGUCUCUAUCACCUUCAAACAGAGGAGUCCACCCCAGUUUCACUUCCUGGUGCUGGGUAUAGUAGGGGUCUUUGCCGUGACGGUGGUGGUGGUGACUGUUGUCUAUGUCAAGCUGAAGGUGGACAUCAUUCUGUUUCUCAGAGAUGAUCUGGGUUGGCAUCAUCACAACACCACUGGUGAGAAUAAUGCCUUGCACCAUACAUGCCAAUGUCACAUUGAAACAGUCUUGUUGUAGAUCGUGUUUCACCACAUGAUUUGGAUUAAUUGUGUUAUUUCAGAUGGGAUGUGUUAUGACGCCUAUGUGCUGUGCUAUAAUGUCUAUGUCCUGUGUUAUAAUGCCUAUGUCCUGUG
Messenger RNA from Coregonus clupeaformis (lake whitefish), 1763 nucleotides. Its product is annotated as interleukin-1 receptor type 2-like. NCBI's taxonomy places the organism in Eukaryota, Metazoa, Chordata, Actinopteri, Salmoniformes, Salmonidae. Bases 427 to 1647 code for a protein of 406 amino acids. The transcript is spliced from 9 exons. The record is from RefSeq and is a predicted model, not a curated record.